Xylona heveae TC161 is the source of this 1310-nucleotide messenger RNA. RefSeq names its product clathrin light chain. Bases 126 to 938 code for a protein of 270 amino acids. The record is from RefSeq and is a predicted model, not a curated record. The transcript has 4 exons. Gene Ontology annotation, biological process: intracellular protein transport; clathrin-dependent endocytosis; clathrin coat assembly. Gene Ontology annotation, cellular component: clathrin coat of trans-Golgi network vesicle; clathrin coat of coated pit; plasma membrane. Lineage: Eukaryota; Fungi; Ascomycota; Xylonomycetes; Xylonales; Xylonaceae. Gene Ontology annotation, molecular function: clathrin heavy chain binding; structural molecule activity.
GACAAGCCCCAUUAUAAUCAUAUCAUACCAAACACACAAAACAAACCCCAACUCUCCUUGUUGUUUUGAUCACCAUAACCAUACCAUUGUUUAUUUUCUCUUUUUUGAAUCGUUGCAGUUAAAAAAUGGCGGACAGAUUUCCUUCCAUUGAAGAAUUCUCGGCCGGCCAGACCGAGCCCAAGCUGGACAGCGCCACGUCCGCCGACAACUUCGACCUCGAUCCUGCAAGCACCGCCGGAGCCGAUUUUCUGGACCGCGAAAAGGCCGCGCUGGGCGAUGACGCUGACCGGUUCGCGACUCCGAAUGAUAACAGCUUUGCCGCAGCCUCCACGACAGGUCUUGAGGGUGACGCGGAUAAUGAUCUCCUUGGCGGUGGCGUCGGUGGAGGAGAUGAGCAGCAGCUAGAUAUUGGUAGUUUUCCGGAUGCGGGCGUGGCUCAGUUUGAGAGUAGCUUUCCUGUGAUUGAUACGGGUAAUGAGCAAGUCGCUCCCGGUGGAACUAUAACUGGUCCUACGGAGCCGUAUCUCCCGGGCCAUGGCAGCUACGGUGCAGCAGUCGAGGACGAAGAAGAGCCAGAGGUCAUCAAGCAAUGGCGCGAGCGUCGAGAUCUAGCUCUGCAGCACCGCGACGAAGUGUCGGCGACCCGCAAGGAAGAAACGGUCAAGGCCGCGCAGACCGCCAUCGACGACUUUUACGAAAACUACAACAACAAGAAGGAAAAGACGCUCGCCCAGACUCGCAAAGAGGCCGAGGAAUUCUUAAAUAGCCGAGAAGACACUUCGGCCGGCGGAACGAGCUGGGAGCGGAUUGCGAAACUGGUCGAUCUGAGCGGAAAGGGAACUCGAGGCGGAGCGUCGGGCACGGGCAAAGAGCGCUUCCGCGAACUUCUUUUGAAUCUGCGAAAGGACGAAAAGGCACCGGGUGCUUCAGGAUACUGAAAAAAGAUAAUCCCUUCUUGUUUUAUCCUCUAUUCCCUUUUUUUUAUAAUUUCAUGAAAAUCAAUGGGAAGGAGGGGGGAGGGGGACCGAUGUGUUGCAACGAUAUAAUACUACCUACUUUCAUAUGGGCUCUCGUCAGAUUUCAGAUUUCGCAGGAAGAAGAAAAAGAACUGGGAGCGGUAUUUGUACUUCUAACCUCAUUCCCCGGUCUAUAAUCCUUUUGCAAUUUAUGAGAGGGACGAUAGGGGGGACAUGGCAUCAUUUUUCAAACGGAUAAGUUGUUAUUAUUUCCCGCCACUAGACGAUAUCUCUUUUUUAACAACUUCGAAAUUUCUCCUUUUCUUCUUUAAUUAUUUUUAUUUGAAAUAAAAU